This is a messenger RNA of Cladophialophora carrionii CBS 160.54, 1758 nucleotides long. RefSeq lists its product as uncharacterized. Gene Ontology annotation, biological process: asparaginyl-tRNA aminoacylation. The record is from RefSeq and is a predicted model, not a curated record. The coding region runs from base 1 to 1758 and encodes 585 amino acids. Lineage: Eukaryota; Fungi; Ascomycota; Eurotiomycetes; Chaetothyriales; Herpotrichiellaceae. Gene Ontology annotation, molecular function: ATP binding; asparagine-tRNA ligase activity; nucleic acid binding. Gene Ontology annotation, cellular component: mitochondrion. The transcript has 3 exons.
AUGCUAUGGCGUACUUUGAAGUCGCCGCUGCGUCUCACAGACGAAUGCCUUCCUCGUCCUCUGUACCUGAGGUUGUCCUUUCACCGAACUCAAAUUUCCGUUCGAUCGGUGGGCGUCCGAAGCCUUCAUGACCAGAAGACAGCGGACACAACAUCGAGGCCGCCAACCGUCCCUCAUGAGAGACUGAUAGCAGGACCCGUAAAUGGCGACGGAGGCCAGCUCGACAAGUCAAUCAGAGUAACGGGCCUUGUUCGCAGCAUCAGGAAACAAAAGAAGGUCGCUUUUGCUCGGAUCGGCGAUGGCUCAACACUGGCGAACAUCCAAGCUGUGUUUCCAGAUCCGCAGCUAGCAAAGGACAUAACGAACGGAGCAUAUGUCGCGCUCAUUGGUAAAUGGAUCCCGUCUCAAGGAGCCGGGCAGAGCCACGAAUUGAGGGUUGAGGAUAUCGAGACAAUAGGCGAAGGCAAUACCUCUGACAAUCCCAUCCAGAAACAGUCCAUGUCGACGGAUUUCCUUCGAACCGUGCCCCAUCUACGUAUGCGCACCGCGUUCCACUCGCUAGUCAACCGGACUCGAAGCCACCUGAUCUCUUCCAUCAGCUCCUUCUUCUCCCACGCCCGAAACCCAGUCUAUCAAGUGCUGCCGCCUCUCAUCACCUCCUCGGACUGCGAAGGCGCCGGCGAGGCUUUCACCAUCUCGCCACAGAGUCAUGGCCAAACGCCCGGGGCAAGUGAGGCAGCGUCCAAGGAGCAGCAGAGGUUGUACUUCCGGGAGCCGAAAUACUUGACCGUCUCGUCACAGUUGCAUCUCGAGGCGCAUGCCGCCGAGCAAGGGGCCGUCUUCGCAUUCUCGCCGACAUUCCGCGCCGAAGAGAGCGACACGCCCCGACAUCUUUCCGAGUUUUACAUGCUCGAGGCCGAGUAUCGACACGUGUCGUUCGAGGGGCUGAUUGCACGGGUGGAAAAUCUCGUGAAACACCUGGUGCAUUCUCUCCAGUCCCACCAGACGGGCAAGGAGCUCCUCGAAUACUACGCGGAUCAGAAGCAUCGAUCCACCGACGCAGAGUUUGUCGAUCUAGCCGUCCGAUGGAAGAAACUGCUCGGCCACUGGCACGUCCUGGACUACACGUCGGUCAUGGUCGCACUCGAGAAAGCGUACGAGUCGAGCAACGGAGAGCUGUUCGUCCAUCGACCUCGUUGGGGCCAGGGAUUACAACUCGAACAUGAACGCUGGGUAGUGGCCAACCUUGCAGACGACCAGCCGGUGUUUGUGACGCAUUACCCCAAGGCCGUCAAGCCGUUCUAUAUGCUUCCUUCCUCCGCGAUUACACAUGCAGAAAACACAGCCGGAGAUCCCAGUCGGGAAACAGUUGCGUGCUUCGACCUUCUCCUUCCAUUCGGGUACUGCGAGACCGUCGGCGGGAGCUUGAGGGAGCACAGGCUAGAGCAGCUCAUUCAAUCCAUGCGUGAAAAGGGACUCUUGAAGCAAGUGGAAACGACAUCAGGCAGCAAUGACAACGGGGACGGCAACGGAAAUGGAAAUGGAAAUGGCAACGGCAACGGAAAUGGCUAUCCAUUCCUUCAACCCGGAGAAAGCCUGGGCAACUUGAAGUGGUAUGCAGACCUCCGACGAUUUGGAAGCAGUCCGCACGGAGGCUACGGGCUGGGAUUUGAUCGCCUAGUCGCGUACUUGACGGGCGUCAAUAACUUGCGCGAGGUGGUCCCCUUUCCUAGGACAUGGGGAAGAGCGGACUGCUGA